This is a messenger RNA of Spinacia oleracea (spinach), 1002 nucleotides long. Its product is annotated as germin-like protein subfamily T member 2. The record is from RefSeq and is a predicted model, not a curated record. Gene Ontology annotation, molecular function: manganese ion binding. The transcript has a single exon. The coding region runs from base 207 to 851 and encodes 214 amino acids. Lineage: Eukaryota; Viridiplantae; Streptophyta; Magnoliopsida; Caryophyllales; Amaranthaceae.
AUCCAAGUCUCCAACCACUAUAACUUACCAUAUUGAAAAUCAGUAAUUAAAUCUAUAUUCUUCCCUCAGCAAUACACAAAUUUCUUUGUAAACAUCAUAUAUUUCAUGUCCCUGACUAAGUCACUUGUUAAUUCCCUAUAUAAACACCUUAAUCUAAGUCAUUAGACAUAUACAAAACACUCUCCUAACUUCCUAAGUACAUAGUAAUGGCAGCUAUUCUUUGCAUGGUAGUUUUCUUGCUUGCUCCUUUUGUCUCCCACGCCGCUGAUCCCGAUCCGUUGCUGGACUUCUGCGUAGCAGACCUCGACUCCUCUCCCACGUUCGCUAAUUUCCCUUGCAAACCAGCCUCAAAUGUGACCUCCGAAGACUUCUUCUUCGAUGGGUUAAUGAACGAGGGCAACACGUCAAACCUCUUUGGUUCAAGGGUCACCCCCGGUAAUGUUCUGACAUUCCCGGCCCUGAAUAUGCUUGGAAUCUCAAUGAACCGGGUCGAUCUUGCCCCUAACGGGUUGAACCCGCCCCAUUCCCACCCACGAGCGAGCGAGAGCGGGGUGGUGAUUAAGGGACGAGUCCUAGUCGGGUUCGUGACCACGGGGAACGUGUUCUACUCUAAGGUGUUGGGUCCCGGGCAGAUGUUUGUGAUCCCUAGAGGGUUGGUUCAUUUUCAGAAGAAUGUGGGGGGGAAAAAGGCGGUAAUUUUAACAGCAUUCAACAGCCAGAAUGCAGGGGCAGUGGUUUUAUCCACAACUCUGUUUGGUACAAACCCUUCGAUUCCGGAUCAUGUUUUGACCCAAACUUUUCAAGUGGAUUCAAGCGUUAUCAAUGGAAUACAAUCCAAUUUCGGAUCUUAAAUUUACUACGAAGACCAUGUCAUAAAAAUACUUCUACAUGUUAUUAUGAAGAUUCCCUUUAUUCUUUUUAUAAUAUUUUGUGAAUAAGGAAAGAAGCUUUAUGCAUUUUGUAGUUAUGACUUUAUUCAAUAAUAAUGCAGUUUCUGAGUUA